GCGCCAUGCCCAAAAGCGAUCGUCAGUCGUCGGCGGAAGCUGAAACGCGCGGCUUCGGGACCACCGCAAACGCAAACGUAUGGCGUAGUAGCCUACGGCGUGACAACGUCGACGCAGGUGUACACAUUUUGCGCGCGCCAAUUAUCGACGAGAGCCGGCGUUUCGGGCUCGCGGUAACGACCCGGCCGCAGGACAACGCUCUGAGAAGGAUUUUUUUUUUCUAUCGCGCAGUGCGUCGUACAUAAAACCGGGAGCGCCGGGAUCCAGAAUAUAGAAAAAGAAUAGGAUCCGCUGUUGAAGGCUAUACACGCUUCGAAGAUUCAUGCAACGUAAUGUUCGUGAUUACCUUCGCGUUUCUCGCCUGAAUGAUCGCUCUUUCUCCAUUCCGUUCACGCCGCUGCAUUUUGACGGCGCAAUGACAGAACGAGGCAAAUCGACAGCGAAGGGCGACCUAGUUGACCCUAGCGCGAAGCCAAAAUUCAUCAAGGAUGUUUUUGCGCAAACCGGCACAAACGCGCUACUGCCCUGCCCAUACUUCAACAGUCCUGGAAUAGUAACAUGGAUCAGGCGAAAAGACAGACAGCUGUUGACAGUGGGUAGGAGCACGCAUUCUAUAGACACGCGUUUCGUUGUCGAGUCUUUAAGCCCUGGAUGGAAUUUAUUGAUUAAGAACGUCAAGCACGAAGAUGCGGGUCUUUACGAGUGUCAGAUUCAGACGGAGCCAGUGCAGCAGCGAUUCGUGCAACUGAAUAUCACGGAGGCGUACGCGGUGAUACCAGGUGGGCCGGAUCUGCACGUGAAGCAGGGCUCCAGCCUGCGUUUGGAGUGUCAGCUGAUGGCGGCCACAGAAUCGCCCGUCUUCGUGUUCUGGUAUCGCGAGGCGCACAUGAUAAAUUACGACAACGAGCCCGGCGCUAGAUUCGACCGUAAGGGAUUCGGCUCCGUGUUCAUUGUGGAGAAGGUGAAGCUCUCGCAUGGCGGGAAUUACACAUGUUCGCCGAGCAACGCCAGGCCGGCUCACAUCGUGAUACAUGUCAUCGAGGAGGAGGAGAAACCGGCGGCUAUGCACGGAGGCGAUCGACAAGAUUCAACGGCGGCUACGUCAAGCAACGCCAUACUAAUUCUUGUGGCUCUCCUAAUUAUUGCGGACCCGCGAGUACGAGUUCGAAUUUUCACAUAGAGGCGCAUCAAGACACGCGCUCGGAAACGGUGAAAAGCCCCUGCAAAUGAGGCGAGAUAUCGCCGACGAGAGCGGAUAUAAAAAAAAAAGAAGAUCGGCUUGACUUUCCGAGCGAAAAGCCGAAAAUAACUAUUCACCGGACUCUAUUAGCGCGUACGGGUUUAAUUGAAACGGGCACGCGGGUUUAGUGCGCGAUGAUGCCAGCGAGCCGCGCGCUUGACUUAAUUGAAAAGCUACGCGAUCCCGAGAAGUACCUCCGAGAGUAAUAAACGAACGAGCGAGCGGGAUGUUCGAGUCCUCGCUCUCGAAUAUGAAUACACUUAUAGCGUGGGAACACCGUCCGCUCGCUCGCUCGCUCGUCCGGCGUGUGCUCGCCCGUAAAACAAUCUAUCGCCGGCGAGAUUAAACCCACUGUUAGAGUCCUCGUCGUCGCCCGCUCGUUCCAAUAUACAUAUUUCCUUCGCCGCGCAAAGUUCACGGCGGGACGGCAAGACGCCGUCGCCGCCGCGCGCGGCUUGUAAAAGUUCGGUUUACGAUUCGCGACGGGGAUAUCUUUUUAUUCUCACCGUUCUGUUGCAACGAGAAGAUUAUUCGUCGGCGCUGUACAGAUAAGUCGGAGGCACGAGGAAAUGAAAGCCGAAGGGAAGAAAUAAGUCGAGUGGAUAAAUGCCGCUUCCGUAGAGAUGCUACGAGUUUAUUAACCCUGAAUCCAUAGCGGAUUACGAUAUAGCUAAUGCGAUGUUUCAUAUUGCCGAUUUUUUUGCAAUAAGAUUUAUUUAAACGGAUUCUAACCGCUUGGAAAUAAAAUAUUUUUUAUUUGACUCGUCUUUAUUUGUUACUGAUCUUACUCUAAGUAUUGAUUUAAAAAUAUAAGCUAAAAAAUGUUUUUUCUGUCCAGGAAUAUAGAGUGGCAAAGUUGCGGGAUUUCACGGAUGUGGGAAGAUAACUAAAAAUAAAGUUAAUCAUUCAUUCGUUUUAAAAUGAUGUCAAUUGAUCUCACAUCAUACUCGAUACAAUAGUCAUUAAUCGCACACGUAAAGUUCGUUUUUAUUAAUAAUCAAACAAGAAUUUAAAAUGUUUUUUUUAAUCUGAUUAAUAGAGAGAAAUAAUUCUAAUAGCUUGAUUGAUUGUGUAAUGAAAUUCUGAAUAAGAUUUUAACAUGUUUAAACAUGUUUAUACAAUAAUUGAAAUAAGACUAACAUGUAAAAGUAAAAAAUUAAAAUAAAUAGUCAUAUCAUUAGAAAUAUUAUUGAACACUAAAAUCCUGCAGUGAGCAUUGGUUCGAAAAAAACUCUAUUUCGAUUAUGUUAAACCGUAUUCUCUUUCAAUUAUAUCUGAUCCAAUAGAUUAAGCUCGCAUUAAAUAAUUAAUUAAAACAUAUAAAUCACGUUUUGUAUAAUUCCCUUUGGAAUAAAGUAUCCGUUACAAAUACUCGUAAAAUGACGCGAACCAGCUCGAGAAUUCGAAAUAGCUAUCGAACGGAGGACGCGGAGCGAGAGACAACGCCGCUGGCGGAAGUAGACGUGGCAGCAGGGAGGAGAGAACGAAUGGAGGUGCGCAGGAAGAGGAAGCUUGUUAACGCCCGAACCGAAAACCGCAACCGGCGCAGCCUGGUCGCCGAUAUUAACGAGCGUUUCAGCUAAUUAUCACGAAAUUAGAGAGUAAAAUGCGGCGACCGCGCGCGCGGAGAACCGAAGCUCCCCCCAAAACGCCUCAAUCGAUAGUCACCAAUCUCGGAAAUGGAUUUCAUCCCGUUGUUCGAGAUGGUUAUAUCCCCGUGGAUUCCGACACUCUCGUGCCGCGCUCGCUUUCUCUCUCUCUCUCUCUCUUUCUCUCUUUCUCUCUUUCUAUGUCUCUCUCUUUCCGUUUCCCUCCGCGUGCCCUCUGCCAUCUGCGUUUCCCUAGCGACCAUUCUGUUCCUUUCUACCUGUCCAAAGCCAACGAGCAAACCACAUUUUGUCUCUCUGAAUGUUCAUUGCUCGGAUGAGAGAGAGAAAAAGAGAGAGAGAGAGAGAAAUUGGUUUGAUAUAUUACAAGAUAUUACGUAGACACACACACACACACACACACAAUAUUUGAUAGAUUUAACUUAAUUACAUGAAUCAUUAAUUCGUUUUAAAAGGGACACUAUUCUUCUUUUGAUUCUCCCCGUAGUUUUCUUUAAUUCUAAAGUGCUAGAUGAAUAAUUUUUACCCAAAUAAUUCAAGUUUAUUAUGGCAGUUUGUAUUACUAAAAUUUUGAUAAUUUGAAGUUAAUGUUUAAUAAGAUCUGUUUCGAUAAAAAUAGUGUUCACUGUUCUAAUAUUUUGCAAUCUAUAAAGAGGAAAAAUAAUUCUUAAAAGUAUUACAAAGAAUACGUCAAAAUAUAUAUUUACAAAAAAUAUCAAGAAGAAAGGUACGCAAGAUUUAAUAAACCGUUCGACUAUUCCAAAGCUCUAUAUGUUUCGUUGUUUCCAAUAAAUUUUAUUAAAUCUAAAGAAAUCUGUUUAAAAUUUACCAAAACCAAAGAAACAUAUGCUUUGAAAUAGUCGAACAGAACUGUUCAUUAAAUCUAAAGAAAUCUUUCUCUCUUGUAUAUAUAAUACAUAAUUUGUCUAGUACGUGCGAAAUUUAUCAAGUUUGACGAGAAGUAAAAUGGCAGCUUGUCUUUUCGAAUGCUACCGUCAUCCCUGUAUACUCGUACCCUCCGCCGUUCUCUAUUCUUAUAUCUCGCGCAUCCUGACCCGGAUUUUUCGCCGGAAAUCAGGCUUUUACCGUGAUCAAAAUUUGUGAAAGACUUAUCUUGGAGAUUUACGGCCGCGCCAAUCUUUCGGCGACAUAACGAGCAUAAAACACGACCGUGCUCAUUAGUUUUGAUGCGUCGCUGCUGGUACCUGCCAGCCACGUCGUCCCUCGUCCUUCCCCCUUUCCCCCCGUUUCCUUCGCCUCUCGCUGCUACUCCUCGUUCUGCUCUGUCUCCAUCAGCGACGACACGCCGAAGUGCUUUAUUUCCCGUGGGCCGUCCACGGCGAAUGGAAGACCCAGCCGAGCUUGACAGGAAAGGCAACACACAAUACACACGCCGCCAUUGUUCUACGGUUAUACGUGUGCGGGCACAAAGUGACGGAGCACGUGCGAUUCAAGAUAUCGAUUCCAAGUUUCGUGUCAGCGCCGGGCGCUGAGGGAAACAAUCAAUUACGCGAUUAUCGAUCCCGAUUGAAUUAUUCGGGAAAUCUCCCAAUCGGUUAUUGCGUUUGUGGAUUUGUCGCGGAAAAAACGCGGAUUUUCUUCAGGUAUUUCACUUGUCACUGAGAAAUAACAGCGAAAAGAUAAUCUUCUCUUCAUACACUACACGGAGAGAAAGGUUUCUUUAAAUUUAAUAAACCGUUUUGUUCGACUAUUCCAAUGCAUAUAUUUCUUUGUUUCUAAUAAAUUUUACUAAAUCUAAAGAAAUGUGUAUAAAAUUUAUUAAAACCAAAGAAAUGGGUGUUUUGGAGUUUUCGAACAAAACUGUUUAUUAAAUCUAAAGAAAGCUUUCUCUCUGUGUGCAAAAGAGAGAGAGAAAGAGGCGCGAACCAGCUCGAAUCGAUUUAAUUAUAAAUUUAAUAUUUGAUUAUAAAUUUAAUAUCGAGUUGGCGCUGAAUAAAGAUUUGGAAGAAUGAAAAUUGCGUUUAUUUCAAUUAUUAUUACGAGUCACGCGCGCAAAACCGUAUAAAUAUGAUAUUUUCAUUCAUCUAAAAAAAAAAAAA
Messenger RNA from Monomorium pharaonis (pharaoh ant), 4907 nucleotides. RefSeq names its product neural cell adhesion molecule 2. Gene Ontology annotation, cellular component: neuron projection membrane. The coding region runs from base 323 to 1180 and encodes 285 amino acids. NCBI's taxonomy places the organism in Eukaryota, Metazoa, Arthropoda, Insecta, Hymenoptera, Formicidae. The transcript is spliced from 7 exons. The record is from RefSeq and is a predicted model, not a curated record. Gene Ontology annotation, biological process: synapse organization.